GUUAGUUACUACAUCGACUCUUAACUGUCGAAUAAGGUAACCUGAAUUCUAUCCGGAAAAAGACGGUUUCAGUUCUCUGAACUAUUUUAUUUAAAUACUCCACUCUCUACUAGACAACAUGCGUGAGUGUAUCUCUAUCCAUGUAGGCCAGGCUGGCGUGCAGAUCGGCAAUGCCUGCUGGGAGCUGUACUGUCUGGAGCAUGGCAUCCAGCCUGACGGGCAGAUGCCCAGUGACAAGACCAUUGGAGGAGGAGACGACUCCUUCAACACCUUCUUCAGUGAGACCGGAGCCGGCAAGCACGUCCCCAGGGCUGUGUUUGUAGAUCUGGAGCCCACAGUCAUUGAUGAGGUGCGCACUGGCACUUACCGCCAGCUGUUCCACCCUGAGCAGCUGAUCACUGGAAAGGAGGAUGCUGCCAACAACUAUGCCCGUGGGCAUUACACUAUUGGCAAGGAAAUCAUUGACCUGGUUCUGGACAGGGUCCGCAAGCUGGCUGACCAGUGCACUGGACUUCAAGGUUUCCUGGUCUUCCACAGCUUCGGAGGUGGCACCGGCUCUGGUUUCACCUCCCUGCUGAUGGAGCGCCUCUCUGUCGACUAUGGCAAGAAGUCCAAGCUUGAGUUCUCCAUCUACCCAGCUCCCCAGGUGUCCACUGCAGUGGUGGAGCCUUACAACUCUAUCCUGACCACCCACACCACCCUGGAGCACUCUGACUGUGCCUUCAUGGUGGAUAAUGAGGCCAUCUAUGACAUCUGCCGUAGGAACCUCGACAUUGAGCGUCCUAGUUACACCAACCUUAACAGGUUGAUUAGCCAAAUUGUGUCCUCUAUUACCGCCUCUCUCCGUUUUGAUGGUGCUCUGAAUGUUGAUCUGACUGAGUUCCAGACCAAUUUGGUGCCCUACCCUCGUAUCCACUUCCCCCUGGCUACAUAUGCCCCAGUAAUUUCUGCUGAGAAGGCCUACCAUGAGCAGCUCUCAGUGUCUGAGAUCACUAAUGCUUGCUUUGAGCCUGCCAAUCAGAUGGUCAAAUGCGACCCCCGUCACGGCAAGUACAUGGCCUGCUGCCUGCUGUACCGUGGUGAUGUUGUACCAAAAGAUGUCAAUGCGGCCAUUGCCACCAUCAAGACCAAGCGCUCCAUCCAGUUUGUGGACUGGUGCCCCACUGGUUUUAAGGUGGGCAUUAACUACCAGCCCCCUACUGUGGUACCUGGUGGUGACCUGGCCAAGGUGCAGAGGGCUGUUUGCAUGCUGAGCAACACCACUGCUAUUGCAGAGGCUUGGGCCAGGCUUGACCACAAGUUUGACCUGAUGUAUGCCAAGCGUGCCUUUGUGCACUGGUACGUAGGUGAGGGUAUGGAGGAAGGUGAGUUCUCAGAGGCCAGAGAGGACAUGGCCGCCCUGGAGAAGGAUUAUGAGGAGGUCGGUGUCGACUCCAUUGAGGGCGAGGGAGAGGAAGAGGGAGAGGAGUAUUAAAAUGAAUUAAGUCAAUCAUUAGAAAACAUAUCACUUGUCAGAAAUUACAUGAGAGUACUUCCUCUUUUCCUAAUCUAAGGAAAACAGUCACACGUAAUAGGGAUAUGUGCUGUGAUUGUGUUCAGGGAAUGAGAUGGCGUUUUUUUUUUUUUUUUUAAACCUUUACAUGUUUUACACUUCUGUCUGUCCCCUUCUGACUGGGAUAUGCAAUAAAUUAUUGACCUAAAA
Molecule: messenger RNA, 1702 nt
Organism: Clupea harengus (Atlantic herring)
Lineage: Eukaryota; Metazoa; Chordata; Actinopteri; Clupeiformes; Clupeidae
Product: tubulin alpha chain
Biological process (GO): microtubule-based process
Cellular component (GO): microtubule
Molecular function (GO): GTP binding; structural constituent of cytoskeleton
Source: RefSeq, a predicted model, not a curated record